AUGCAGACAUUGGAUAGCAUCGACAACGCCUUGGCUGCCAACUUGAAAGAAGGAAAAGCGGGUUCCAUUCUUGUUCCCAAAUAUAAAAGACAGAAACAACGCCACGGGGUCAUGCUAUUUGAGCCGUUGCUCUAUGAGUAUGCUGCAAACUUUGAAGAUCAAAUCAACCAAGGGAAAUUGGAAGCGGACAGGUUUAGAACCACGGAGAUAAUUUGCCAUUCAGACUUACCGUUUGGAAUGAUCAAACGUCCUGCGCCUGCUACAGACAAAGUAUUGAGGGUACUAGUGGGCCAAUUUGUAGAGUUACAGGACAUACGAAUGCUCAGGAGGAUCUACAGGUCUUUAAUUGUCUCACUACAUAAGUUGCACGACGAAGUUCUGCAGGACCUCAGGAUUCCGAGAAGCGCACGGAUAGAGUUGCAUAGGGACUUGUUCAGAUGGCUCGAAAAACAGCUCUACAGGCCCGAUGUAGGCGUUCCCGUUUUCGGGUUUGUCUCGGCAAACAGCUUCUACGGAAUCACAAUUGGAGCUACUCAAUCUGAAUUAAUCAAGUUGUUUGCCGAAGACCCUUGGUCUGAACCGCCGAAUGAGACCUUAAAGUUCUUAAUAGACACUUAUCGACAAGAAGGUGAGUGA
Molecule: messenger RNA, 636 nt
Organism: Puccinia triticina
Lineage: Eukaryota; Fungi; Basidiomycota; Pucciniomycetes; Pucciniales; Pucciniaceae
Exons: 1
Coding region: 1-636 (211 amino acids)
Source: RefSeq, a predicted model, not a curated record